Messenger RNA from Paramecium octaurelia, 737 nucleotides. The record is from the annotation of a GenBank genome assembly. Lineage: Eukaryota; Ciliophora; Oligohymenophorea; Peniculida; Parameciidae.
AUGAUCUCUAUAAUUUUCUUAUUAUUUGGCUUAAUAUAGGGCCAAGAUGAUAACGUUAUAAAUUAUGCGGAAGAAGAUAAACAAGAUAGAAAAGAUCUUAUGCAAGAAUGGGAAUUGAUGAUGCAGGACUUUAUUCCAGAUGAUAUGAUUGCAUUUGAAUUGAAGCAAGGCAACAUGGAAAUAUUGUUAGAAGGAAUUCAUCAUCCAACAACUAUAAGAGGAGCUUAUUUUAUCAGUAUGACAACCAAGGAGAAAAUUAAUUUCUUGGUAAGAAUCAAAUUUAGUAUGUUAGAUUAAAGAUCCAAAAGGGAAUAUCAUAAGUAGUAAAGCAGCUAAGAAGGAAGCCGUGUUUUCAGUCAACAUUACUGAGCCUGGAGACUACCAAUUUUUGUUUGAUAACGAAGGAGGCAGCAGUGACCAGAUUGUAACAUUUGCUCUCGAUAUUCACAAUGCCACUUAUGAACAUAUUAAACAUCAUGACUUAGAUCCGUUAAUGAAGUAGAUUCAGCAUCUGUAAAAUGGAAUCAAUGAUAUAAUGUUCGAAACCAAAUUUUCCUAAUAGAGAAGAGAAAGUGGUUAUGAAUCAAUGCAAACAACUCAUUAAAGAUUAUUUUAUUUUUCAAUUUUUGAAACUGUAAUCAUUAUUUUAGUGAGUGUAUGGUAGGUGUAUUAUAUCAAAAGUAUUAUUGAUAAUCGUAGAUUGAUUUGAUUUAUUGAUAAAUCUAUAUAUUAAUUAG